Messenger RNA from Topomyia yanbarensis, 2688 nucleotides. RefSeq lists its product as uncharacterized. Gene Ontology annotation, molecular function: nucleic acid binding; zinc ion binding. The transcript is spliced from 2 exons. The coding region runs from base 1 to 2688 and encodes 895 amino acids. Lineage: Eukaryota; Metazoa; Arthropoda; Insecta; Diptera; Culicidae. The record is from RefSeq and is a predicted model, not a curated record.
AUGUGUGAGCUUUGUGGUGGUGCACAUUUCAACUACCAGUGUGCCACGUUGAAGAACUUGAAUGCAUCCCAGAAGAGUGAGAAGAUUCGAGCAGCGGGUGCAUGUUUCAACUGCCUGCGCAAAGGCCAUCGAUCGAACAGAUGUCCAUCCAACAACAGCUGCAGAAAGUGUCAGAAGCUUCAUCACACUAUACUCCACGAUGAUAGUGCCAAAGGGUGCAGCCAGGAUGGACGUACGAAGGUACCCACUCAGCAGGUACCAGAAUCGGCUAACGUUGCGACUCCAGUUCCUGUUUUGAAUUCGAGCACUGCUCCUAAAGAAGAUCCACCAGUUUCGACAGCCUGUUCAUGCAACUAUGGGCAGUCAUCAAAGAAAGUGCUGUUACUAACUGCAAUAGUACACGCCAUUGAUCGACAUAAUCAGCCACAUGAGUGCCGUGUGUUGCUCGACAGCGGUUCUCAAGUAAAUUUCGUGUCCGAGAAAAUGGCAGACAUCCUUGGGUUCCCGAAGAAACGAGCCAAUGUUGCAAUUACCGGCAUAAACACCUUGAAAACGCUUGCUCGAGACAAGGUUUUCGUAAAAUUCUGUUCCCGUUAUGAAGAUUUGCAUGCCAACAUCGAAUGUUUGGUUACACCAAAGGUGACGGGCACAAUUCCAUCUGUCAAGAUUGACGUCACCGAAUGGAACAUCCCCCAAGGGAUUCAUUUGGCCGAUCCUGAGUUCCAUAAGCCUGAGAAGAUCGACAUGCUAGUCGGAGCUGAGCUGUUCUUCGACUUGCUGAAGCCAGCCAUUCAACAAUCGAAUGUCGCAUCCAUCGCCCGUGUGGAAAAGUUGAUGCACCAGUUCUGGAGCGUUGAAGAAGUUCCCGAUGUUACGUCGCUGUCUGUAGAAGAGCAGUCAUGUGAAACACAUUUCCUUUCCACUCACAAUCGCAAUCCAAAUGGACGAUUUGUCGUUAGCCUACCUCUGAAGGAAAAUGUUAACCAGAUUGAUGAUUGUCGUGCCUUAGCUUUGAAACGAUUCCUGAUGCUUGAAAAACGGCUGCAGCGUGACGCCGAGCUUCGAUCCCAGUAUGUUGAUUUCAUUCGCGAGUACGAGGCUCUUGGACAUUGUCACGAAGUGAAGGAGUCCAAUGAUCAAUCCAAUCGGGCAAUGUACUGUAUGCCACACCACGCCGUUCUUCGACCACAUAGCUCCAGCACCAAGUGUCGUGUGGUGUUCGACGCAAGCGUCAAGUCAUCGUCACCAAAGCUAUCGCUCAACGAAGUACUCAAGGUUGGUCCCAUUGUUCAGAGGGAUCUGUUUUCCAUCAUGCUGAGUUUCCGGAAGCAUGCUGUUGUCUUUUCGGCGGACAUAACAAAAAUGUAUCGGCAAAUACUUGUGGCCCCGGAAGACACGUGCUACCAGAGAAUAUUUUGGAGAGAGCAGCCAACUCAACCGCUACGUGUUUUAGAAUUGGAUACUGUUACGUACGGUACAGCAUCCGCUCCAUAUCAAGCCACCCGAUGUUUGCUCCAGCUCGCCGAAGAUGAGUCAGCAGACUUUCCCAUUGGUGCUCGUAUCGUAAAGGAGGAUUGUUACAUCGACGACGUGUUAUCUGGUGCGGAUACCAUCGAGGAAGCCAUUGAAUGCCAUCGCCAAUUAAAGCAGAUGCACGCCCGAGGUUGUUUUCCCGUACACAAAUGGUGCUCCAACUCGGAUGAGUUUAUGCAGUGUAUUCCAGUCGAAGAACGUGAAAAGCAGUUCACCUUGCAGGAAUAUGGUGCCAACGAAGCAAUAAGGGUUCUUGGCUUACUGUGGGAUCCGAAUAACGAUCAGCUUCUCAUCGCUCAUCAAAAUCAACAAUUGUCAACGUCGGCUCAACUAGCGACCAAACGGAUCAUCUACUCCGAGAUUGCAAGGUUUUUUGAUCCAUUGGGAUUGUUCUCACCGGUGAUCGUGGUCGCCAAGAUUCUGAUGCAGCAGCUAUGGAAGACCAACGCAGGAUGGGAUGACAUCCUGGAUGAACAAUUCCAACAACAAUGGCGACUGUUGCAAGAAUCUCUGCCUCAUCUAAAUUUUAUUCAGGUGCCACGAUGUGUGACUUUUCCGAAUGCCGUGGCCUACGAACUUCAUGGGUUUGCUGAUGCUUCUACCGUUGCGUAUGGUGCCUGCAUUUACGUGUGCAGUAUUUCCGCCGAUGGUUCGGCACAAUUGAAACUACUCAGCAGCAAAUCAAAGGUUGCACCACUGCAUGAAGUAACCAUCCCGAAGAAGGAAUUGUGUGCUGCUCUACUGCUAACUCGCCUGCUGGAAAAGGUACUACAAGCCAUACAGAUGACGUUCCGAGAAAUUGUUCUCUGGUCCGAUAGCACAAUCGUCCUGGCCUGGCUGAAGAAGCCUUCCGAUCGUCUGCAAGUUUUUGUGCGAAAUCGCGUGGCAGAGAUCCAGAGAACCACCGGAAACUUCAAGUGGUGUUACGUUCGUUCGGGAAGCAAUCCAGCUGACGUGGUAUCGCGAGGUCAGCUACCGGAACAAUUACUCAACAACGAACUAUGGUGGAACGGCCCCGUGUUACUUAGAUCAACCUACUACGAAUUAGAAGAUCCAGAAGAAGUUCCUGAUCAGCUGCUUCCAGAGAUGAAAUUGGUCAUCGCUACGCCAUCUGUGCAGGGCUUGGAUUGUGAAGCUUCGAAUGAACGAAUAUAG